Rhododendron vialii is the source of this 1592-nucleotide messenger RNA. Its product is annotated as protein FEZ-like. Gene Ontology annotation, molecular function: DNA binding. Bases 233 to 1432 code for a protein of 399 amino acids. NCBI's taxonomy places the organism in Eukaryota, Viridiplantae, Streptophyta, Magnoliopsida, Ericales, Ericaceae. The record is from RefSeq and is a predicted model, not a curated record. The transcript has 3 exons. Gene Ontology annotation, biological process: regulation of DNA-templated transcription.
GACCGCAUCAAAUCCCUAAACUAAGCUAAGAACAAUCAUGUGCCAAUCUGAGACCCGAACCGGAUUUGGCAAGAUGCCAAUCAAGUUCUGGGUAUAAUUCUUUAGUAGAGAAAUAUUAGAGGGGCUUUUUGUGCUUUUAUAAGGGGAGAAAAGCCAUAAGCUCCUACCUGGUCUAGGCUUCUUGAAAGGAAAGAAAAAAGCGAAAGAGAAAAAACAGAAAAAAAAAGAGGCUAUGGAGGAGAGAAGUGAAACAGAGAAGAUCAUGGAUGAACUGAUGCUUCCAGGGUUUAGGUUUCAUCCGACGGACGAGGAACUGGUUGGUUUUUAUCUGAAGAGGAAGGCUCAGCAGAGACCUCUCUCUAUCGAACUCAUCAAGCAACUUGAUAUAUACAAAUAUGAUCCAUGGGAUCUCCCAAAGUUGGCAACAACCGGCGAGAAAGAAUGGUACUUCUAUUGUCGAAGGGAUCGCAAGUACAGAAACAGUACCAGGCCGAACCGGGUAACCGGAGCCGGGUUUUGGAAAGCCACGGGUACCGACAGACCCAUCUACUCUUCUGAAGGUUCGAAGUGCAUCGGGUUGAAGAAGUCUCUGGUUUUCUACAAGGGCAGAGCUGCUAAAGGGAUCAAAACUGACUGGAUGAUGCACGAGUUCCGCUUACCUCCGCUCAACGAUGAGUUCUCAAUGCCACAGAAGAGAUAUGUGGAGAAAACCAUAUCUGAAAAUGACUCAUGGGCAAUUUGCAGGAUCUUCAAGAAAACCAAUUCUGCAGCACUACAAAGAGUCAUAUCUCAUUCUUGGGUAUCCCCAUUAGUCGAAACGGCCACAUCUCAAGAGACACUUUUCCAGGCCGAACACCCGAGUUAUCAAAAAAGAGAAACGCUUUCCCAAGGCCCUCACUGUAGUUUCACUUCAGAGGAUACGUCGGUGACAGUAAACUCUAGUAGCUCAGCCAUCCAAUUCAACUCUGAAAGUGAUCUUCAACAGUCCUGUCUAACUAGUUCCUCUCCUUCAUUUCUACUCACUCACCACACGGCUUCUAAACCAUCUCCUCAAUUCUCCAUUUCCAACGAAUCCCUUCCCGCAAGCUACCCGUUUUGGUCGAUCGACGGUAACUCAUCUAGCAUGUUGGGAGAUUUUUUUGGCAAAGCAUCCGAAAACAUAGACUUCAGUAGCUGCUUUCCUCUCGCUUUACCGGAAGAAAUGCAUGCUAUUGGCAUUCACGGAGAUCAAGAGACAGAGUUGAUGCUGAAGGAUUCAGACGGGCCAAAUUUCGAUGACCAGUGGGGAAUUACGAGAUCGACUAUUGGCAUUCCUUUUAGCUUUCCGAAUGCGGGACGGAAGCCAGAUUUGGUUUGGGAUUCUUCUCCUUGUCCUAGUGAUCAAAUGUCCACCAGUUAUUCUACUAACAAGUGCUACACUAGAAAUUUAUAAAUCAAGCUGGUAAAUUGUCUAGCAAGAACCAUUGUGGUUGUUUUGCUUCAUCGAGGCUUAGGUUUGUUUUUUGCUAGACGAUAGAAUGUUAGGGAUUAGUUGCUCCCGUUGUAACCAUCUAGGCUUAUUAGGUUUGUGUGUUAACAAAAAGUUUAACUGU